GUCAUGGAAACGACAUUAGCGUCGGCAACCCUAUAAAUGACGCUGACCUUCUGAAUUCUUUCCCUUUGCUACGAGACUUUUGAAAGAGACGCCUGAAGAAGCAUAACGCCCCGGAAGGUUUGACCCAAUUUGAGAGUCUGCUUUGCAAAACUUGCUGCGGAAGCUCUUGCUGAAAUACGCACUUGCUUGAGAAGCGCACAACCCUCGAAAGAUGGAUCCUGGCCAGGAGAAGGACCAGCAGGGCGAUCAGCUGGAAGCUCAUAGUGUAGAGCUUCCAGCAGAUGGAGCCCCAACGUUGGAGGAAGAUCCAGACGACGGUAAGGAUCUAGGUAAGGUGUGGUCAGACGUUUUCCCUCAGAUGUCAGACAACAUGGUUUCUGGAAAUCAUGGCGAGGAGUCGAGGUGUAGUUCACCUCCGCUGUCUGAGCCCAUUUUGAGUCCAGAUGACUCCAGACCUCUUGGUACCUCACAACAUCAUCAGGUAGGUUUGGUAGGGGAUGUGGCUUGUGUGACAUCUGUGAUAAACAGAAAGAGGACAAAGGACAGUGACUCUGAAGAGGAGCCCCCUGCCAAGAAGACCAGGGACACCGUUGAUGAAGAGGAGCUCCCCUCCAAGAGGACCCGGCAGGGUGAUUCUGAUGAAGAGGAGCUCCCUGCCAAGAGGUCCAGGAACAGCGUUAAUGAAGAGGAACUUCUUCUCAGUCCCUCCACAAAUACGUUGUGUGAGGAUCCUGUUCUGUCAUCCCCUGUCCUCAGUCCCUCACAAGGGACGGUGCAUGAGGAUUCUUUGCAGUUGUCCCCUGUCUCCAAUCCCUCGCCCAUGACAUUCUGGCUGAAUCACUUGUAUUCACCCUUUAGUAUUUCACCUGAGAGUACAAGUGAGGAUCCCAUUCUGUCCUCCCCAGUCUUCAGUCCCUUACCAAGAUUGCCGUAUGGAGGUCCCAUUGAGUUGGUUCAUGACAUCAGUCCCCCAGUCAAUGAAGAUCUUGCUUUGUCAUCCACUAUCCUCAGUCGUCUACAAAGCACAGAGUGUGAGGAUCCCAGUGUGUCUUCUUCUGUUGUUAGUCCUUCACCAUCACCAUACUGCAAAAUUCCAAGUGCGACAUUCCCUUGCAUAUGUGUCUUGAUGAAGUCUCAAAUGGACAAAGAAGAGGAACCAAGACCUUCAACAUCUGGGAUUGGAUCUGACAGAAUUAGAGAAAGAGUGAGUUCCAGACAAGUGUGGUUAAGACCUCAUUACGACUUGUCGAGUGACUCUGAUUAGACUGGGAUCUUGAAAAACUGAAGACCUACCUGAGAAGUCCCAUUAGAAUACCGUAAUUUCUCUGAUGUUUUUGUUAAAGCCAACGGCUUUCUAGCAGGACCGAGGAUGCCUUAGGUAGCGUCUUGCACCGGGGCUUUUCUUUAUAUUUGGUUAAGGCUUGGUCCAGUAACUUGGACCUCCAUAGAUAUAUUCUGAGGUUCUGGUGAGGACUGCUGAGUUCCCCGACUUGGUGUCAGUCCCAGAGAGAUUAGCUGGCAGUCAGACUGCUUCUUCUAAGAUUCUCUCUGUGGUUCUGUCUCUGUUUUCUUCUCUACUCUCCCAUGUUUCAGAGUGUAAUCGCGGUGCUUCCCCCCACGACGCUCUCUGAAAUUGUUCUCACCUGUUCCUCCACUAAUCCACUCUCCCAGUUUUAAUCUUUCAGGUUUUAGCUGCUCAUUGCUGGAUUCUUUCCUGGUUGUCCAUGUGGUUCCUGUCCUUCUGGUUCCCUUCUUGUAAGUUCUUGCAUUCCACAACACAUAAUACUGCUUGCCUCCUGCUGGCAUCGGGGACCAUCAGCUCUACUAAAUAAACAUAGAAAUAAAUUCACUAUUAGUAGAAAAAUAAACUAUUAAUCUCAUAAAACAAAUAGUUUAUAUGGCCACAUAUUCAUGUGUUGCAACACAGAAAGAUCAUAAAAAGGGAAUAGACAUAAAAAAAAUACAGACACUAGUCUCUGAUCCCAGGUCCAGACUUGUCAGAUCUCUGAUGUUCUGAUCAUCCCAGGUUGGAUCUCCUGAACCUGGAAUCCUCCACCUUCAACACCACCAGUCAGGUGGGGGAAGAUAAGAGAACCCAGUUGAAAAAAAAUGUAAGAACAUUUAUAACUACACAACAUAACUAAACAUUUCAGAUGGAGCUGCUUAGAGUUGAGCUGAAAGUUACAAACUGGUUCUGUCUGCUGUCUAGGCAUAUUUUCCUUUUUAACUCUGUUGUCUUUUCUCUUUAUUUCAUUUCUCCGUCAACUCAUGUCACAUGACUUGAGUUGACCAACAAUGAAAGCAGAAGACCUGCUCCACCUGCUGUUCUACUGGUUGUAGCAGGUUGUGAAAAAGCAUGACUGAAACAAGUCAACAGCACUGGACCAAUGAGGAGAGAGAAGACACAGAGGACUGAGGAGACACAGGAAAUCCUGCUGGACAUCCAGAGAAGUUUCCUGAUGCAUCAGGAGGACAGCUGAGCAUGGAUGCAGAAUAAAGAGACAGAGAUUGUGUGAAGUGGAUCCUCAUCGGCCUGGAUUCCUCCACCUUCAACACCACCAGUCAGGUGGAGGAAGAUAAGAGAACCCAGUAGAGAAAAAAAACUGCUGAUCUACUGGUUGUAACAGAUUGUGAAGAGGUGGCGCCAUGACGAUGAGAUAAUCAGAUACGGUGACCCAACAGGAACAAACGAGCUGCAAACAGCGAAACGAGCUGCAAACAGCACAUCAUCACUUUGACCCUCCACUUUAAUAAGGCUGCAGCUCCAACAAUGAGCUUUUUAGACAUAGACUUGGUAAAACAAAGAUUUUUACUCCGUCGCCAUGGAAUAUUAAAAGGAUUUCUCAAACCUUCACAACAGACUCAAGGCAACUCUCCAGUGCAGCUACGUUGAAUGAACAUCAGUCAGAUGACAGACAUGGAAACAUCUUACAAACUGCUGGUUGCUUUCAGUUCUCUGUGAUCGUCGAUGACAAAGAGAAGAUUGUGAAAGACUUCAAACAGUGGGCCAUCAUUUACCGCAAUACAUGAUGCAGUUAUGCAUUCAAAGGUUCAAGGAUGACCUUUCAACCCUGGGUGUGAUUUAUGCUUUGGAGCUUCAUGCCUCUGUGUUCAGGCCCUUUAUGUGCACAAGUGUGGAAAAGCCGACAUCAGAAAUGUGAGAGGAAAUCUUUGAAGUUCAGCUCAGCGAAAAGGGCAGACGACAAGAAGAAACCAGACUGCUAGGAUUCUCCUUGAGACGGACCAAACCUCGCUUUCCUGUUCAAACACUGUCAAGAUACCAAGACCCAAGAUCCAAAAAAGACACAGACUUAGGGAUAUAAAACUCUUUGGACUUCAAAUACAGAAUAACAAAACUCAGAUGUGGAUGUUGGCCUGUGAAGGCAGAUGUUAACUUGAGAAACCUGCUCUGUCAAAGUUCUGACUCUGCUGCCUUGUGGUUGUUUGACCACACUUAGUCUCUCGUUCAUUUCCAAGCCUUAUGUAGUUUUCCACAUAGGAUUCCCAAGUCAGUGGACGCACUAGGCCACUGCCUCUGGAGGUCCUCAAACUGUCCCUAAAGACGGUCAUGGCCACAUUGACUGCUGUUUGACUCGGUCAUAAACUGUCCCAAUUCCUCCUGGGAGUCUGGGAACCCAGUCUGUUCUGACAAACCCAGGAGUAAAAUAUGCACAGGACACAUAGUUUAGUUAUAUAUUUACAUUUCUUCAUUCAACUGUCACUACCAACUGUUAUGACUAUUGUUGAAAACUGUUGUAAUGCUUGAUUGUAUUUAUGUUGUCAGAAAUUGUUACAAUAAAAAGUGACAUACUAUUA
This is a messenger RNA of Gambusia affinis (western mosquitofish), 3816 nucleotides long. RefSeq lists its product as uncharacterized. Bases 212 to 1264 code for a protein of 350 amino acids. The record is from RefSeq and is a predicted model, not a curated record. The transcript is spliced from 7 exons. NCBI's taxonomy places the organism in Eukaryota, Metazoa, Chordata, Actinopteri, Cyprinodontiformes, Poeciliidae.